Messenger RNA from Podarcis raffonei (Aeolian wall lizard), 5100 nucleotides. It is a transcript of the gene SLC16A6, whose product is annotated as solute carrier family 16 member 6. Lineage: Eukaryota; Metazoa; Chordata; Lepidosauria; Squamata; Lacertidae. The record is from RefSeq and is a predicted model, not a curated record. Gene Ontology annotation, molecular function: monocarboxylic acid transmembrane transporter activity. Gene Ontology annotation, biological process: transmembrane transport; monocarboxylic acid transport. Bases 136 to 1710 code for a protein of 524 amino acids. The transcript is spliced from 6 exons.
GCCACCUCAGCAUGUUACUGACCGGGUCAUAGGCCAAAGCUGCACUGCUCUGCAGCUCGGGGAGGAAUCUUUUUUUUCCUUCCUCCGUUUCCUCUGCCCAAGUUGCAGCUGCAGCAUCUACCGACUCGGUUAAAAAUGACUGUCAAAGCAACAAGAAUGUCAUGCCUUGCUCCCAAUGUUUAUACUAAAGUGCCUGAUGGAGGAUGGGGCUGGAUUGUGGCUUUUGCUUUCUUCUUUGUGGAAGCCCUGACAUACGGCAUUAUCAAGUCUUUUGGAGUCUUCUUUAUAGACCUAAUGGAAAGUUUUGAUGAAAGCAACAGCAGGAUAUCAUGGAUUAUCUCAAUAUGCGUUUUUGUACUAACAUUUACAGCUCCUCUUUCUACAGUACUGACUAAUCGUUUUGGUCAUCGCCUGGUGGUGGUGAUUGGAGGUUUACUGAUCAGUACUGGGAUGGUCACAGGCUCCUUUGCACGCACAGUUGUCGAAAUGUACAUCUCCAUUGGCAUAGUCUCAGGCUUAGGAUACUGCCUUGCUUUUCUGCCUACAGUCACCAUUCUGUCACAGUACUUUGACAAGAAGCGUUCAUUAGUCACAGCGGUAGCUUCCACAGGAGAAUGCUUUGCUGUCUUCUCUUUUGCACCAGCUAUCACUGCUUUGAAGGAGCACAUUGGCUGGAGGCAUAGCCUCCUGUUUGUUGGUCUACUGCAGCUUGGAAUUGUGGCCUGUGGAUUCUUGCUGCGGCCCAUCAUAAUCAAAGUGCAGGAAGAAGUGAGCGUGUCGGCAGCAGAAGAGCAGAGAGAGACAAAAUACAUGCUUGAAAAUGAACAGACACGCACCUCCAUAGAUUCCAUUGACUCAGGAGUAGAAGUAACUACCUCACCUCGCAACACGCCUGCAGAUGCCAAAUCAGAACUGAAAAGCGAGGGACCACCAAAGGAAAUCACAGAGGUGCUCAUAGAAGCUAGUAGCAUCCCUGCCAAGGAACCAAAACCUCAACUCCUAGACUUCUCUGUGAUGAAAGACCAUGGCUUUAUUUGUUAUGCACUUUUUGGUUUAUUUGCUACUCUGGGAUUCUUUGCUCCUUCCCUAUACAUCAUUCCACUUAGCAGGAGCCUUGGAAUAAACAAGGACCACUCCGCAUACAUACUCUCAGCGAUGGCAAUUGCCGAGGUCUUUGGCAGAAUCAGUGCCGGCUGGGUCCUCAACAAAAAGCCUAUCCGAAAAAUUUACAUUGAACUCAUCUGUGUCAUUCUGCUGGAUAUUGCCCUCUUUGCCUUCCCUUUUGCAUACAAUUUUUGGGGACUAAUGAUAUGUAGCAUUUACUUCGGGUUCAUGCUUGGGACAGUGGCAGGCACACACAUCCCUAUGUUGGCUGAAGAUGACGUCGUCGGCAUAGAGAAGAUGUCCUCUGCUGCGGGAGUUUACGUAUUUAUUCAAAGUUUAUCGGGGUUGGCUGGACCACCCCUUGCAGGUAUAUUAGUGGAUACCACAAAGAACUAUAGCUCUGCAUUCUAUUCUUGUGCUGCUGGGAUGCUGCUGGCUGCCAUGUUCCUUUCUUUGGUGAGGCCUUGCAAGAAGGUACGUCAAAGGAAGAAGGACCCAGUAGAAGAGAAUGUGUCAAAGCCUUUGCAGGAUGUACCAGAAGACUUUAUAGAGCCUGAUCUUGGAAAAAACGAGGAUUCUUCAAGAAGCAGUGGUAGCGUGGCCUGAAUAUUUUUUUACACACACACACACACAGAGAGUUUAGAUUGGGGGGGGCAAAGCACGUUAGCCCUGAUCCACCUUCUCAAAUCUACACUUUAAAGGGAAUGCAAAAUCAUAAAUGUGAACAGAUGCUAUCAACCCUUUCAGAAAGAUUUAUUGUUAGUUUUUUUGUAUAAACACCUCAAAUUCUGAUGCCCCCCCAUUGACCUCCAUUAAGCGCACUCCUAUCUAGCAUGAAGUUGUGGUUCAAGCUAUCGUAUUCCCAAUUCCAAAAUCACGGGGAAGAAACCAACUAUUGCAUUAGACAAAGAGCAAGGAUGUAUCUUGUAACAAAACAAGUUAUUUUGAACUUUUUAGUUGUUUUAAAAUCAGGUUAAAGAGUAGAUACUAAUUUCAGAGAAUGGGGGGAGUAAAGGGGGUUGAGCUAAAUGAUAUAUCGAAGAGAAUUAACAGGGUUUUGUUUUUAAAACUUGUUUGAACUUCAUAUAAGUUGGAGGUUACUAUUCUAUUUUUAUGGCCAGUUAUUGUGGAUAUUUCAUGGGACCAUUAUCUUUCCAGAUUUAACGCUUAUACAGUCCAACUCUGUGUAUGUUUAUUCAGAACUUUUCAGUGCUUUCAAUAGGGCAUAUUUAAAAGUGGGCAUACAAACUGCAACCUUAGGGCUGGAAUCCUGUGCUCACUUAUAGUUUGGACAGGGUCCCUUUGGGGUAGAACUGGGCCAGACAUGGAUCUACUGGAUUCUAAACUGGCCUGUUUUGCAGAGAGGGACUUGAGCUGGAGCCCUCCGGAGUUUGCAUACCCAAAAAGACCCUCCCCCAAAAUGGUCCUCUUCUUCUACCCCCAAACUGGCAGGGCAAAAGACUACUGCUCCAGCCCUUCCUGGUCCCUCAUUAAGAUUUCCCAUCUCAUUGAAAUUUAGUGGGGAUUCCCUCUGAGCACUGCUGAUGUCAUGUUCUCUUUUGGUAGUUAGAUAAACCAACUUGAUUGCAUUUUUUAAAAUAUAAAAUAAAAUUACCUAUUUAUUUUAAGACUAUUAGACAAUGUCUGUAUGGGCAAGUGGGGGGGGUAGGGGGUUAACACUUUUCACAGGUAUUUUAAAUGCAUUGAUAUUUUGUAAAACUUUAUUGAUAUGGGUUUUUUUAAGGUGUAGGUAGCAGUGUUAUCUGUUCUUUUCGAGACAAACUAUUUUAAAACACAAAAACACAAGGCACGCAAACAUGCUGUUCUUGAAUUCAGUCCUGAACAGGAAUCAUAGUUCCAGCUGUUGAGUAAAACUGAACCCAGUGGUUAAACGAUUUGCUGAAUCUAGUGAGAGAAUUUUCAAGACAAUACCUUCUUUUUACUGUAUGUUGGUUGUUUUUCCUUUCCUUUUCUUUUUUUGUAUGUUGUGAAGCAGACCUUCAGCUUUCACAGUGAGUCUCCCUACACCUGUAGGCUUGAGCCAGGCUUGCACCAAAGUAUAUAGGUUUCACAUUCUCAGGUGGUGCAAGACAUGCUCAAGCCUACAGACACUGCCUUGUAUGGGGCCUUGAGCUGCAUGGAAGCACUGACUGUGUGUGUGUGUGUGUGUGUCAUAUAGCCCAAAGUUCUGCCAUUUGCAAGACUGAAAGCGGUCCCUGUAUUGAGCAGUCAUGACUACACACAUGGCAAUCAUCAACUCCAUGCAACUCACACUGGGCUAUGAGCCCCUAAGCAGGCACACCGGGGAUCACGUGGAGCCAAACGUUAUGAACUGGGCCUUGGCGUCUCAUGUGUUUGUGAAUGUUCACAACAGCUAAAUUCUGCACACGGAUCACUAGGGAGAACCUAAAGCAAAAAGAAACUUGCAGUGUAAUUCUUAUUUUAAAUUUAACAAGUGUACUCAACAGCUGCCACAGGCAUCAAAUAACUGGUCCUAAAAAUGAUUAUGCCGCCACCCUGGAUGCUCAAUUGGCUGCAGAGUUGGGUUUGCUUCCCAUUAACAGUCAAUUAUGUGUAAAGAAAGGGAAUGAUUAAACAAGGCAACAUGUCAGCUAUUCACUUACACUCAAUAGAUAACUAUCAGUGGUAACGCAAGCUUGCUUGUCCCACUUUUACGCAAUUUUUUUUGUCAAUGAGACAACUCAGGGGGACAAAAUGAGAAAAUAAAAAUUUUUCUUUUGGUCCUGGAUACACACAGUACAGAUUCAAAUGCGUUUCAGUAUUUCAGUAGAAGUGGCAUUGUAUGCUGACUGCUCCGCUAAGAUGCUUAUGCAUUGUCAGCCAUAGAAAUGAGGGACAAUCCGAUUUUAAAAGAGAGCAACCACUGGCACCCGAAUACAUUUUUUGAGGUCCUUGCACUUUCAAUGUGUUUAAGGUUCAAACCCAUUUACGAAGAUGCUGGUUGAUCUUUAGAGUGGAAUAUACUUGCAAGCUAAGUGUCCUUAACAUUGAAAUACAGUCGUACCUCCCUUUACGUAACCGUCUGGUUACGUAAACUUCGGGAUGCACAUGCGGCAAACCCGGAAGUAUUUUACCAGGUUUCACCACAUGCGCAGAAGGGGUCCUCAGGUUGUGGAAACCUUGGGAUCCAACCGGACCUCCAGAACAGAUCCCAUCUGCAACCGGAUAUACCACUGUACUAGUCUGAAACCUAAGCAUACUUAUUUGGAAGUAUGUUCCACUCGAGUAAUUUCAAUUCAGGAUGUUAAGCUGCCCCCCCCCAAAAAAAAAAAACACGGGGAAGGGUGCUCUAUCAUUAGGAGUGGCUUUUGCAAUCCACCCUCCUCCCUCACUGCAUGAAAACAACUGCAGUUUAGUGUGCUUUGAAUAACUUCAGCACUUUAUAAUGUACAGCAGAACCUUGAUAAAUUGCGGCCGCAAGUGGGAGACAUGAACCAUCCCCAAUGGGGAGGUGGGUCACUUUUCUGGAACUAGCAAGUAAAUGAACAAAACAUGAAACUUGCGUUUGCAAAAUGUGUUAUUUAUUUAUUUAUUUAUUUAGCAAGCUUACCUUAUGAAUUAUUUGUCACUAUACCUCUAGAAAAGCAGUUAACAUACUAAAUUGGCUAAAUUUAUCUCCGUAAUAAAAGACCUCAGUACAGUACUUUUUGCUGUUACAACUUUGCUGAAGAUAAAACGGUUAAGGAGCACAUUCUGUGUUUGUGGGGGAAACCUAGCUGUCCUGCAGUUUAACAAGGUUCUACUGUAUCUUCUUUAUACAAGGAUUUCCAUUACUAAAUAAUAUGUGUAUAACUGACCACAUCGUAAGUUAUUGUUCCAAGUACAUACUAUAUUAGCAUGACUAAGAGCAUAUUUGUGUGCACAAAAGAUCCAAAAUCAGGCUAUAACAUGGAUUGCUGGUUUGUUCUGUACUAUAAUUAGUGAACUCUGGAAGUGCUACCAAACACUGAAUUUUGCAAUAAACUUUUUUUUAAA